Bufo bufo (common toad) is the source of this 930-nucleotide messenger RNA. RefSeq names its product odorant receptor 131-2-like. The transcript has a single exon. Gene Ontology annotation, molecular function: G protein-coupled receptor activity. NCBI's taxonomy places the organism in Eukaryota, Metazoa, Chordata, Amphibia, Anura, Bufonidae. Gene Ontology annotation, cellular component: membrane. Gene Ontology annotation, biological process: G protein-coupled receptor signaling pathway. The coding region runs from base 1 to 930 and encodes 309 amino acids. The record is from RefSeq and is a predicted model, not a curated record.
AUGAAUUUCACAUCUGCUUCUAGGAAUGUUACCCUGACAUUCUCUUGUACCAUAGUGGUUGAUGAUCUCGCCAGAACAGUUUUUCUGACUACAACUUUUCUGUGUUUCAUCUUCUUCUUCUACUUUAUCGCCAUCAUGCUGAAGGUCUUCUUCACCACUCCUCACAUGCAGGAGAACCCUCGAUACAUUCUCUUUGUUCACAUGCUCAUCAAUGACACGUUGUUUAUCAUCAUCACAAAUUACAUUGUAGUGGCUUCCAUGUAUUCUGUAUACUUCCCCAUGGCUGUCUGUUUCAUCAUUCAAAGCAUUGCUGGCUGUAUCUUUCUAGUGACCCCAUACAACCUGGCCGUCAUGUCUCUAGAACGUUACAUAGCCAUAUGUUUCCCAUUGAGACACUUACAGUUGUGCACACUAAGGAGAGCAAAAUAUGCAAUUGUCGUGGUUUGGAUCAUAGGGUUGUCUAUAUGUAGUGUAAACUUCAUUACCACUAUGUACUUUGCAGAAAGAAGCUCAUAUUUGAUUUAUGACAUUUGUGCUGCUAUAAAGGUGGUAAGUCCCAUACAAAACAUAGUCAGGACCUUCAACACUAUCCUCAGCUUCACUACGGUGGCCUUGAUCAUUCUAUAUACCUACAUCAAUGUCAUGUUGGUUGCCAGGAAGGUCGGUUCUGGUCGUUCUUCAGCCUUUAAAGCUGGUAAAACUGUGAUGCUCCAUGCCUUCCAACUCAUAUUAUGUCUGUUUGCCUUCAUCUCCACUGUAACCGAGACCUAUGUGAAGAGUUACACAUAUUACUUACUCGUUUUGAACCAUCUUUUGUUUAAGUGUUUCCCCAGAUUCCUCAGUCCGCUGAUCUACGGAGUAAGAGAUGACGCUUUUCUAAAACAUAUAAGAAAAUAUUGUACAAUAACUCGUGUCUGUCGUCCACAGUGA